AUGGAUCAUCAUAAUCAACAUAUGAAUCACAACGUAAGUAAUGCUAUUAACAUUUCCGCAUCUGUGAUGGACCAUUCGGCGCAUACCCAUCACGCAGACCAUCAUUGCUCUACAUCACAUAUGCAUGCUAUGUCAUUCCAUUUUGGCUCCAAUGAAACAGUACUUUUCAGUUUCUGGACCAUUAAUAGCUCGACUGGACUUAUAAUAGCUUGUAUCCUAACAGUCUUGAUGUGCUUUAUAAUGGAAAGUAUUCGAUGGUUCCGAGGUAUCCGACCACCGUAUAAUGUUGAUUUACAUACGGAACAAUCGUCUGUAGCAAACAUCAAAUUUGCUCCACGCAUCACAACAGCUAUGUGCACUGAUUCAAUCUUGCAUGCAGUCCAACUAACAUUGAGUUAUGUCUUAAUGUUACUUUUCAUGACAUUCAAUGUAUGGAUUUGUACAGCAACUGUUCUCGGCGAAGUGUUCGCCAGACUUAUUUUUGCUAUUGCAUCCGGUGAGAAUCAAAGAAUGAAAGGAAAUCGAGCUGAUGUGGGAUGUUGUAGCUGA
Brugia malayi is the source of this 549-nucleotide messenger RNA. RefSeq lists its product as uncharacterized. Gene Ontology annotation, cellular component: membrane. The coding region runs from base 1 to 549 and encodes 182 amino acids. NCBI's taxonomy places the organism in Eukaryota, Metazoa, Nematoda, Chromadorea, Rhabditida, Onchocercidae. The record is from RefSeq and is a predicted model, not a curated record. The transcript has 4 exons. Gene Ontology annotation, molecular function: copper ion transmembrane transporter activity. Gene Ontology annotation, biological process: copper ion transmembrane transport.